Molecule: messenger RNA, 3291 nt
Organism: Trametes versicolor FP-101664 SS1
Lineage: Eukaryota; Fungi; Basidiomycota; Agaricomycetes; Polyporales; Polyporaceae
Exons: 9
Coding region: 1-3291 (1096 amino acids)
Source: RefSeq, a predicted model, not a curated record
AUGGCCAGAGGAAGGCGUCAGCGCAAGCAGCUGGUGGCCGACGAGUCUCUCAUCGCGGACUUCGACCUCGCACUCGACGACUCUCCCCUGCCACCCGACAAUCUCUCCUCCGACAAAGUCUCGGAAGAUCUUCGUCGACUGCACCGACAAUCCGUGCCUCUUCCCUCGUCCGCCGAGCUGCACUGCGCCCCCCUCCUUCCGGACACCCCUCUUGAUGCGCCCUCGCUCGACCCGUCCCUGCGGCCGGGGCUCUUCGACGCCGAGGACCCCUUCUUCACUCCGGCUGGCCUGGAUGGAAACUCGGCGACUGGCGAAGGUGACUCCCAAGGACAGGAGGCUGAGCAAGAAGAGCGCGCGAUGCGCUAUAUGUCAUCGGAUGAGCCGAUGAAUGCCUGGGUGCCAAAGCAGGAGAAAUACCUGCGGGAGCUUCUGCGUCAAGACGGGCGCGGCGGCUACGCGCGCGACGUGUGCAAGUCUUGCCCGGAGGGUAAGUCCCCGGGCGAGGCGGUCAUCCGCUGCCGGGACUGCUCCCCGAUGCCUCUGUGCUGUCCGGACUGCGCCGUCCGUUGCCACGAGCAUAACCCGUACCAUCGCGUUCAGCGCUGGGAUGGCGGCACGUUCGUGGUAACCUCUCUCAGGGAGCUCGGCCUCGUCGUGCGCCUUGGGCACGAAAGCGACGGUUGCGCCUGUUCAACGCCAAGGUUCGCCCGCUCCGACUUCUCUGUGGUCCACGUCAACGGUCGACACGCCGUCUCCAUCGCAUUCUGCGACUGUGAUCAAGCUGGGGACGCCGGCGACGCGGUGGAGCAGCUACUCCGCCAUCGGCUCUAUCCGGCGACCGACGUCGAUCCCAACACCGUCUUCACCUUCGAGCUCCUCGAGCACUACCACAUCCAGAGUCUCCAGGGCAAGAUAUCGAUGUACGACUAUUACACGUCGCUCGAGCGCCUCACCGACAACACCGGCACCUCGAGAAUUCAAGACCGAUACAAGGCGUUCAUGCGCGUCGUCGCCCAAUGGCGCUAUCUCAAACGCCUGAAGCGGUGCGGGCGCGGGCACGACCCAGAAGGCGUUGCAAACACUCAGCCUGGAGAGCUAGCGGUGAAAUGUCCCGCCUGUCCCCACGUGGGUAUCAACCUCCCUCCGAACUGGGAUACCGUGUCGGACGACUUGAAGUAUCUCUACAUGAUGACCGUCGCCAUCGACGCCUGCUUCCGGCUGAAGCGCCGCGCGGUCUCCAACACCGACAAGGAUCCCAUCUUGGGCAGUGGGUGGGGGUAUUUCGUCGAGGAUACGGGGUAUCAGGAGGUGUUACGUGGGUAUGGGGACCAGGAGGAGAUGUCGACAUGCACCGGUCUCUCUGCAAUCGACCACGCCAAUAACAAGUUCUCCAAAGGCUACGCUGCGACGGGCGUGCUGGCGAUAGUGUGCGCGCGCCACGAGUUCUGGCUGGCACUCGGCGCCGGUGAUACGCAGAAGGGCGAGAAGUACAUCAAUACAGACUACAUUUUCGUCUGCGCUAUGCGCGAAUACCUCGUCCUCAACAAGCUCGUGAGCUACGACAUCGCCUGCCAGUGGUCGAAGAACAUCCUGGAGCGGAUCGCGAACCUCCCCUCCCACAUCCAAAUCCCCGUCCCGGAGGGUUCGAUCAUGUACGCCAUCCCGAAACUCCAUUACGCCAGCCACCAGCAAGUUGGACACUCGAAGUUCUCCUUGAACUUCCGGAUCGGCUGCGCGCGUACCGAUGGCGAGGGCAUCGAGCGGCGGUGGUGGUGGAUUCAACCCAUCGCGAACAGCACAAAGGUGAUGGGCCCUGGAAUGCGUCAAGGGGUUCUCGAGGACCAGUGGAGUUAUUCUAACUGGAGGAAGAUGGUUGAGCUCGGCCGAACGCUAGCCACCCGCCUCAAGGAAGCCAUCGAAGAACUUCGCGAACAGAAGAUCGUGUUCGAGGCGCUCACGGACCAGUUGCAGGAGGGGCAUGUUGUGUUAUGGGAGGCGGAGGUCCAAGUGUGGGAGGCCGACCCUGGCAGCUGCGACGACCCCUACAUCGUCAUCUCCCAAGGGAUGACUGAGGCUGAGACCGUGCGCGUGCUUUCCGAGGAGGAGCAAGUGGUGAGCGCGAAGCCCGGCUUCGUCGCGCUGCACAACGUCUCUCUGCUCGGCUUCGUCAACCUCGGUCUCGAGGUGGAGGCAACACAGGCGCGGCUUCUCGAGGACGUCAAGGGUGCGGUUCCUAGCAAGCUCUCCGAAAUACACGAAAGGCGAACGUCGCUCCGGCGCAAGAUUCAAAAGUUUCGCGAACUCCAGUCGAUCUACAUGCCGGCCGUUGCCCCUGUACUCGUGGAGGACCCGGCGUGCUGCACGGAGGUACAACAGGUGGAGCGCAUCCGCAUCGGACUCCCUUCGGAGAUCAGCGCAUCCCGUCGCGACGCGGUCUGCAGCGCGCGGCUCAUUGAGCUGGAGGAUCGACUUCGCGAGGCACAGUGCCGGGACGCCUUACAAGACCUACGGAACAAGCUACACACGAUCGACCAGCUCUACCACUACAAGAAGCUCAACGUGCGCAAUCAGGGUCCCAACACUCGUGCGCGGACCGGGAUUUCGCAACAGGAGGUCCGUAAAGCCCGCGCCGCGAAGAAGUACCGGCGCGCGCGUCGCGCAAAGCUGGCGCUCUCCGGCGCGGGGCCAUGGGAGGCCGAACUGAAGGUUCUGGAGGACGACGACAUCCGGGGCAUCCAGGACGACGAUCCUCGUGCGGUGGAGAAGCGCAAGCGCAAGCGCGGGGACAAGGCCGGGCCAGCGGAGGGUCGCCGGAAGAUCUCUUGGAUCUGGCGCGCGGCGGACGUCGGGGGCUCGGAGAAGCUCAUCGAUAGUCUCCGCGUCGAGUGGCUCAAGAGCCGCGCCCGCAAGAUGCGUUGGGAGGAGGAGGUGAGGCUCCUCCCGGAGGAGAUGCGUCGCGUCCUCGCCACCCACCGCUACGAGAGCAACAGGUGGCAGGCACGCGCCGGCGCGGCCCAGGAGUGCUCCCAAGACCCCUAUGUCCAAGAGGGGCUGCGGGCGUACGCGUUGAAGCAGGCGCGCAUCCGCCAGUCGAUGGCGCGGGUGUUCUUGAAGGCCUGCCAGCCGACUGCAAAACGGGCGUCUGCGGGAACAGGGGGUGAAUGGGAGGGGUGGGUGGACGGUGCUUACGAUGCGGACGCACCGACGGAGGAGGAGGAGGACGCGUUCAAGGACUAUGUAGCCAUGUAUCAGUUGGAUGGGGAGGAUAUCGGCCCCUCACAUGAGGGUUAA